This is a messenger RNA of Tinamus guttatus (white-throated tinamou), 657 nucleotides long. NCBI's taxonomy places the organism in Eukaryota, Metazoa, Chordata, Aves, Tinamiformes, Tinamidae. The record is from RefSeq and is a predicted model, not a curated record.
AUGCUUUGUCACUGUCUUUCAGGCCAGGAGCGUUUUGGAAAUAUGACACGAGUGUACUACAAAGAGGCAGUUGGGGCUUUUGUGGUCUUUGAUGUCACAAGAGGCUCCACUUUUGAGGCUGUUUCAAAAUGGAAGCAUGAUUUGGACAGUAAAGUGCUACUUCCCAAUGGCAGUCCCAUCCCUGCAGUUCUUCUUGCAAAUAAGUGUGACCAGAAAAAGGAUGGCAGCCAGAAUCUCUCUCAAAUGGACCAAUUCUGCAGAGAAGGCGGCUUCGUUGGGUGGUUUGAAACCUCUGCCAAGGAUAACAUCAACAUAGACGAAGCAGCUCGAUUCUUGGUGGAAAACAUCCUUGCGAACUACAAAACCUUUCCUAAUGAAGAGAAUGACAUGGGGAAACCAAAACUGGACCUAGACCCAUUGAAAGCGGAGAGUAAAUCACAGUGCUGCUAAUGUUACCAAUGCUCAGUGUGAACAUGAUGGAAUGAGCAGCAAGACUGUUCCUUAAAUCACACAGCUGCUAUGGUGCUGCGUUGUGACAAUCCACAUGGGGUGCCUGGUAUUCUUGGAAUAGGUGAUAAUUGUGGGUGUUAACAUAUUCUUGUUUAGCAUGGAACUGAGUAUGUGGUGAGUGAUAUUGUUCUACUUUCUUGAGUGGCU